Molecule: messenger RNA, 342 nt
Organism: Dentiscutata heterogama
Lineage: Eukaryota; Fungi; Glomeromycota; Glomeromycetes; Diversisporales; Gigasporaceae
Source: the annotation of a GenBank genome assembly
AAACGAUGAAAAGACUAAAUAUGCAACCGAUGAAGAAAUAGGUACCGUACUAGCGAUGGUAAAUCUUACGCAUUUAGAACAGUUGUUAUUUAGCUUUGAUGCACAUUAUGGAGUAGAUUGGGAUAAGAUGUUGACUCCGGCUUUGGACGAAUCAACAAGCUCGCUAGAUUCAUACAUAGAAUCACAAAUUUUUGAAACAUGUAAAGACUUGGGGAUCACAACCAUAACGGUAUCGCACAAUAAAAAUUUAUUGAAAUAUCACGAUAAAGUGCUAUUAUUGGAUGGAAAGGGUGGAUAUUCUACUAGUGAUAUAGAUAUCAAUGGAUGUGAAGAUGUUUGGAG